Molecule: messenger RNA, 1332 nt
Organism: Chenopodium quinoa (quinoa)
Lineage: Eukaryota; Viridiplantae; Streptophyta; Magnoliopsida; Caryophyllales; Amaranthaceae
Product: receptor like protein 30-like
Exons: 3
Coding region: 1-1332 (443 amino acids)
Molecular function (GO): protein binding
Source: RefSeq, a predicted model, not a curated record
AUGCAAUACCUCUUAGGAAUUGUUGUCACUCUACUCUGCCUGAUCCUCAAUCUGGUAGUCACUUCUUGUUAUCCCACUUGUCGUAGCGAUGAGAGUUCUGCCUUGCUUCGCUUCUCAAAUUCCUUGUCAAUUGAUCCAUUCGCCUCUGGUUGCACAUCCAGUAGAGCAAAAACAAUGUCAUGGAAUAAUAGCAUCGACUGUUGUCAAUGGGACGGGAUCACUUGCGAUCCAUUAACUAGUCAUGUUAUUGGUCUUGACCUUAGCUGCUCCCAACUUAGUGGAAGCCUCGACUCAAAUAGCACCCUCUUCCAACUUCAUCAUCUCGAAAGCCUUUCAUUAGACAACAAUAAUUUUUCUGCUUCCUCCAUUCCUCCUAAAUUUGGAGAUUUCACACACUUAUCCUUGCUUAAUCUCUCUGAAUCAUAUUUUCAAGGCAGGGUACCUAAACUCCCAAAACUCAAAUUACUUGACCUUUCUACAUAUUAUCAGUAUCUUGAAAUGCCAGAUGUCAAUAGUAUCAUUGAAAACUUAACAUCCUUGUCAUAUCUUGAUCUUCGUUUUGUCUCAAUCAAUUCAAAUUUUCCUGCAUCUCUGAUACUUGAUUUGUCGGACAACAGCUUUACCGGUGAUGUUGAGCUUAGUAUGUUUUCUAUGUUUACAGAUCUAGAUACUCUUAUUUUAUCUUUAAAUAGUUUAUCAGUGUCUACAAAACUCAACUCCUCCUCGAUGCUGUCCAAAUUAUCAUAUUUGGGACUCUCUUCUUGCAAUAUUAGUGAAUUUCCUUACUUGGGAAACCAAGAAAGACUCGAAUUCUUGUAUCUUGACGAUAACAACAUUCGAGGUGAGAUUCCCAAAUGGAUGGUUAACAUUAGCCAGGCUAUACCUUAUGCAUCUUUAAACUUAGACCUUUCUAAUAAUUCUCUAACACAUGGUCUAGAACUAAAUGGCACCAUUAAUCCAUCCUUUUGUAAUUUGACUGAAAUCAUCGUCCUUGAUUUAUCGAACAACACUCUUAGCGGAGAAAUCCCUCAUUGUUUGGUAAAUAGUUACACUCAGCUCGGUGCAUUAAAUCUUCAAGCGAAUAGACUAAAUGGCACCAUACCUGCAAAUUUCUCUAACUGUAAUUCAUUACAGUAUCUAGAUUUAAGUGACAAUCAAUUGGAAGGGGUGGUGCCAAAGUCUCUGUCACGGUGUAAAAGCCUAAAUGUUCUGUAUCUUGGGAAUAACAAGUUAGAGGGUACGUUUCCAUCAUGGCUAGACAGCCUCCCGCAGCUGAAAGUUCUCAAUCUACGUUACAAUAACUUCCAUGGCCCUCUGUUUACUUCAACAUAG